UGUUUCAAUUUGAAAGGUUCGCGCAAUCUCGAUUAGCAUAAAUAUGCAAAUCGGCUUUGCUUCCUGUCAUAUUUUCCAGGUUCGCUGCUGCUCAGCGCUGCAAAUUUAAGCUCCGGCUCUGUAAUUAGGGGCUCGGCUGAUCGGUUUGAUGGAGCCUCGUCUGACGCUCGGGGCAAUGUGGAUUCCCCGGUAAGGGCGAAGGGCAGAAAUCCCGACCGGCCCGAAGGAAACGCACCCAGAGCAAGGAAAACUGCAGACGAAAUGGUUAGCGGAGCAGAGCGGAACACCAUGAAGCACCCCGAGACCCCACGUCCCUGAAACUCCCGUUGCCGCAGGGAGAACCUUCCGGAAACCGCACAGAAAAAAAAAAAAAUUUUAAAAAAAAUUUAAAAAAAUGAGGCUUUUCCGGAGACGCUACAGCCCCUUGAAGGUGGCUUUGGCAGGCGCCGUCUUCGUCAUCUUCCUCUUCAUCCUGCAGAAGGACGUGGGGAACAAGGACCCGAGCGAGGAACCCUGGCUGAAGAACAUUGUCCAGGGGAAGGACCAAGUCCUCGACCUGAUGCUAGGGGCGGUCAACAACAUCCGAGACUCGAUGCCGAAGCUGCAGAUCGGAGCUCCGGUUCGGCAGGAGGAACCACCGCCCAGCGCUCGCUCCUGCCUGCCCGGCGUCUACACCGCGGCGGAGCUUCGGCCGCUGAUGGAGAGACCCCCCCAAGACCCCGCCAGCCCCGGAGCCGACGGCAAAGCCUUCAAGAAGGAUCGAUGGACGCCGGAGGAGACGAAGGAGAAGGAGCGAGGUUACGAAAAGCAUUGCUUCAACGCCUUCGCCAGCGACCGCAUCUCCCUCCAGCGAGCGCUGGGACCCGACAGCCGCCCGCCAGAGUGCAUCGACCAGAAAUUCAAGCGGUGCCCCCCCCUGCCCACCACCAGCGUCGUCAUCGUCUUCCAUAACGAAGCUUGGUCGACGCUGCUGCGGACGGUGUACAGCGUCCUGCACGCCUCCCCGGCCCUCCUGCUGAAGGAGAUCAUCUUGGUGGACGAUGCCAGCACGGAUGAGUACCUGAAGGAUGAGCUGGAUCGCUACGUGGAGCAGCUCCAGAUCGUGCGAGUUGUGCGGCAGGAGGAGAGGAAAGGGCUGAUCACGGCGCGGCUGCUGGGGGCCAGCGUGGCCAGCGGUGAGGUCCUGACCUUCCUGGAUGCCCACUGCGAGUGUUUUCACGGCUGGCUGGAGCCCCUCUUAUCCCGCAUCGCCGAAGAGCCCACGGCCGUCGUAAGCCCUGACAUCGCCACCAUCGAUCUCAACACCUUCGAGUUCUCCAAACCCGUCCAGAACGGCAAACAGCACAGCCGGGGCAACUUCGACUGGAGCCUGACUUUCGGCUGGGAGGUCGUCCCACCCCGGGAGAGGCAGCGGAGGAAGGAUGAGACCUUCCCCAUCAAGUCCCCGACCUUCGCCGGUGGCCUCUUUGCCAUCUCCAGGUCCUACUUCGAGCACAUCGGUUCCUACGACGAUCAGAUGGAGAUCUGGGGGGGUGAGAACGUGGAAAUGUCCUUCAGGGUCUGGCAGUGCGGGGGUCAAGUCGAGAUCAUCCCUUGCUCCGUCGUGGGUCACGUCUUCCGCUCCAAGAGCCCCCACACCUUCCCCAAGGGCACCCAGGUCAUCUCCAGGAACCAGGUCCGCCUGGCUGAGGUCUGGAUGGACGACUACAAGGAGAUCUUCUACAGGAGGAACCAGCAAGCCGCGCAGAUGGCCAGAGAGAAGACGUAUGGUGACAUUACAGACCGGCGCAAGCUGAGGGAGCAGCUCCGCUGCAAGAACUUCACCUGGUACCUCCAGACCGUCUACCCGGAGAUGUUCGUUCCCGACCUGACUCCAACGUUUUACGGAGCGAUAAAAAACGAGGGCACCAAGAGCUGCCUGGACGUCGGCGAGAACAACCACGGUGGGAAACCGCUCAUCAUGUACCCCUGCCACGGGAUGGGGGGCAACCAGUAUUUCGAGUACACGAGCCAGCGGGAGCUGCGGCACAACAUCGGGAAGGAGCUCUGCCUGCGGGCGGGCUCGGGCUCGGCCGAGCUGGGCGACUGCCAGUACCGGGGGAAGCCCGGGCGGGUGCCGGCCAGCGAGGAGUGGGACCUGGCACAGGGCCGGCUGAUUAAAAACCCGGGCUCGGGUACGUGCCUGACGGCACGAGGGAAGCACCCGGCGAUGGUUCCCUGCGACCCGGCAGACCCCCACCAGCUCUGGUCCUUCACCUAGGCGGGGAGCAGAGCGGCCCGAGCCCCCGGCCGUCCCCAGCCGCUCUCAGGAAACGAGAAUCCAAAAAAAAAAACCACCUUCCCCCCCCACCCUUUCUUUUUUUUUUUUUUUUUUUAAUUUAAGAAGUGAAAGCCUUAAAUAUGCUGCAUUUCACGGUUGCCUUGAACUCAGUCCCGUGCCUUUGGAGCAGGGAAGCCCGGGGUGCUGAGCUCGGCCAGCGGUAGCCCACGGAGCCCGAAGCACGUGGGGACGCCGGAGGAUGCUCGUUGGUACCCGCCGGCUGCUCGUCCUUCCCCUCCCCGGCUCCAGCCAGAGACUCCGAAAAUUCCUAUGGGGCAUUGAAAAACGCGGCACGUGAAAGCCGGGUGGGAAAGUCCUUCCGGCGAGGAGGAGGAUGGUGACAGGCCGUGCGGUUCAUCCCGCGGGAGGGUGAACCGUGGCUUUUUUCGUGGCCGCGCGCGGGUGAGGGAAUUCCCCCCCCCCCCGCCCCCCAGUACUGCCAGGAUCGGACCCUCGCCCGCCGCGGCACCGCGAGCACCGUGCGUCGCUGCUGCCAGGAUGGGAGGCGGGCUUGAUUUGGGGCGGGGGGGGGGGGGGGAAGUUAGAUUAUUUUUAUUAUUAUUAUUAUUAUUAUUGUUAUACGAUGAUGGUUACUUGGUGCGAUUCUGCUCGUGCUGAUCUGGAGGAAGGUUUUUCCCGGACGGCGUAGCUCCAACGCACCGACCGUGGCAUCCUCCCGGAGAGGCUCUUGCCAGCACCCGGGCAAAAAAAAUCUCCUCUCUCCUCUGGUUUUGUUCAAGCCCGACUACUGUAGCUGCCGCUUUCGUGGCCGUUUCAUUUAUACGGGGGGGGUAAAACCCCUCCUGGAAGUGGCGCGGGGGUGGGAGAACCCGUUUUUGGAUACGCGACCUCAAAUAAAGAGAUGAUUUAUU
This is a messenger RNA of Grus americana (Whooping crane), 3192 nucleotides long. It is a transcript of the gene GALNT6, whose product is annotated as polypeptide N-acetylgalactosaminyltransferase 6. The record is from RefSeq and is a predicted model, not a curated record. Bases 395 to 2260 code for a protein of 621 amino acids. Gene Ontology annotation, cellular component: Golgi apparatus. The transcript is spliced from 11 exons. NCBI's taxonomy places the organism in Eukaryota, Metazoa, Chordata, Aves, Gruiformes, Gruidae.